Messenger RNA from Spodoptera exigua (beet armyworm), 504 nucleotides. The record is from the annotation of a GenBank genome assembly. Lineage: Eukaryota; Metazoa; Arthropoda; Insecta; Lepidoptera; Noctuidae.
AUGAAUAAAAAAAUACUUUUACAGUUACUUCUAGUCUUAUCAAUUCUGGCUCCGGCAUUCACAGCUCCCAGAAAUCCAAGACUGACUCUAUUAGAAUAUGAACCAGCCCAUUACUACCACCAGUAUGACAGAAACCCAAACGUGUACUCAUUUGGCUAUGACGUAUCGGACCCAUCGACUGGCAACACGCAAUACAGAGCUGAACAACGUCAUCCAAACGGGACAGUCACAGGUAGCUACGGCUACGUAGACCCUUAUGGAAAACCUAUCAGAUAUAAGUAUAUUGCUGAUAAUUUUGGUUACAGGGUAUACUCAGACUUGCCAACCCCAAAACCAUUACCUAUUUCAUUGGCUGUAAGUGAACCUACAGAACCUUCCAUCACAUGGACCAGACCUCCAAAACAACACAAGAAGAAAGUCUUCAAUGAUAUCGUCAAACAACUUGGAUCUUUGUUUUCUAAAAACCAUUUAGUAUAAAUUAUAUGAGUUAAUUUUUCAAAAUCA